Drosophila innubila is the source of this 1498-nucleotide messenger RNA. Its product is annotated as venom serine protease. Gene Ontology annotation, biological process: proteolysis. The transcript is spliced from 4 exons. The coding region runs from base 25 to 1197 and encodes 390 amino acids. Gene Ontology annotation, molecular function: serine-type endopeptidase activity. The record is from RefSeq and is a predicted model, not a curated record. Lineage: Eukaryota; Metazoa; Arthropoda; Insecta; Diptera; Drosophilidae.
AUAUUGAAGAAGUAAUCAAAAAUAAUGUUAAAAAAAGUGCUGCCUUGGCUCUUAUCGCUUUUUAGCCUGGCUAACUCGCAGCAGUUCAACUGGCAAUACAAUUUGCAGCCAAAUCAGGUCAUCAAUAUAACCAGCUCGAAUUAUCCGAGAGCCCUUCCAGCCGGUAGUAGCUGUCGUUAUCAGUUGCAUGCACCUGCUUCCCAUGUGAUACAGCUAAGUUGUCGCUUCGAGGUGUUCCCCGACAUCUGUCAGUCCAAGUUCUUGUACAUCUCACGUGACGGAGACAUGCAAUUCCGUGAUGCUGAGCGCUUUUGCCGCAUGGGGCAAGUUACGCGUACGUCCAACUUUCAGACUCUGGCCUUUGGCUAUCAGUCGAGCAGUGGCGCCACACAGCAGCGUGCCAGACUGAGCUGCCAGGCGGUGGCAAUCCGUGUGCCCUGCGACUGUGGCUGGUCACAGCCGACACGUAUUACCAACGGCGUGGAGGCGGCCAAGCAUGAGUUCCCCUCGAUGGUGGGUCUACGGGAUGUCAACUCCAAUAUACCCAUACUCUGCGGUGGCAGCAUUAUCAGUGAUCGCUUCAUAGUCACCGCCGCCCAUUGCACGGAUCGUCAGCCGAUGCCCAGUCGGUGGUUGGCACUGAUCGGAGUCCAUGAUCUCAGGCUUGAUAGGGAAUCGAUGUUUGCCUCUCAAUAUGCCAUACAAAGGAUCUUUAAGCAUCCCGAAUAUAACAGCGUGCAGGUUACAAACGAUAUUGCCCUGUUUCAAACUGUUAGAUCUAUCAUAUGGUCCCGCGGUGUAGCACCUAUUUGUCUACCAUUUGGACAAUUACAACUCUAUGAGGUUGUGGAUAUAGCCGGCUGGGGAACCCUGAGCUUUGGAUCGGCCAAAUCGAACACAUUGCAAAAGGCCAAAGUGAUGACAAUUGUAAAUUCGGACUGCAGUGCUCGAUAUAACACCAGCAUAUACCCCAAUCAGGUGUGUACCUACGAUCAUACGGGACUGGGCCAGGACUCCUGCCAAUAUGACUCGGGUGGUCCUGUUAUUCUACGCCAGCGGAGUCGCAUGUUCCUGCUCGGCGUGAUCAGUUAUGGACGCUCCUGUGGACAGAGCUAUGGCAUUGGGGUCAACACUCGAGUCUCGGCGCAUCUCAACUGGAUACGGGGUUAUGUGGGCAACUCCGUGUGCGUUCGAUAGAUGCGGCUGACAACUGUGAGAAGCUUGACGAUUGCCAGACAACUAUCUUAGUAUUCCCCCUGUGGCACUUGCCGCUCCAGCAGCUUCCUCACUUGCAGCAGCUCUUCUUACGCUUCAGUUUGACAGACUUCGAGUGUUGACAAAAGCCUUAAUUUGCAUUUAAAUUAAAAAGCAGUGACAUGUUUUGCCUACAUUUAAACUACACACAAACCAGCCCCCCUCCCGCCUAUCUAUUUCCUCUCAGCCUCUGUGCAUAGUUCGCACGCACUACAAUAAAAUUUUACAGGCAAUUUAUACUCUU